Messenger RNA from Xylaria bambusicola, 611 nucleotides. RefSeq lists its product as uncharacterized. The coding region runs from base 70 to 558 and encodes 162 amino acids. The record is from RefSeq and is a predicted model, not a curated record. Lineage: Eukaryota; Fungi; Ascomycota; Sordariomycetes; Xylariales; Xylariaceae. The transcript is spliced from 4 exons.
AUUACACCUCUUUAGCACCAACAGAAUCCCCAUUCGAACUCAUAUUCACGAUCGCAUCAACAAGAAACCAUGGCGGUUACGUGCCUACCAACGAUUCCCUUCGUGAUCCUCGGGAUCGUGGAACCCGUGCUUCUCGUAUGGGCGUACAUAACCACCCUCCUAGACCCCUUCACAUUCUACGUCAAACAGGCGCAGAACUACGAGCUACCCCUAGACGACCCUUCGUCUUUCCCGCCGCAGGCCCAGAUCAUGACCCUGCAGCUCGUAAACGUGUAUCUGCUCCUAGCAGCUAUGGCGCUGAUCUGCACCUGGACAACGCACGCUGGCAUCACCCGCUUGUACCUGGCGGCCGUAGCGCUGGCGGACUACGGCCAUAUCUGGGCCUGUUACGUUGGUGUCGGGUAUGAGCUCUUUGUGCGCCCUGCCGAGUGGAACGACCUAUUAUGGGGAUCUGUGGGCGUGAGUGUAUUCUUAAAUGCUGUGCGUCUGUUAACACUUGCUGGCGUUUUCGGAGCGGUGAAAGAUCACGAGGGGUCUGCAAAGAAGAAGGCUGCUUAAGCAAAGCUGCUAGAGUCACUUUUUGGUCCAUCUAAUCUAUUGGCUCAAUAAGU